Lachancea dasiensis is the source of this 1518-nucleotide messenger RNA. The record is from the annotation of a GenBank genome assembly. Lineage: Eukaryota; Fungi; Ascomycota; Saccharomycetes; Saccharomycetales; Saccharomycetaceae.
AUGAAGCUAAGGAUUGUGGUAGGGGACAAGAUCCCGAGGAUUCCCAAUUUAGGUUUUAACUUUAUUGUAGUCAAGCGAAGUUUUGCUUUUCAACGACGUUCAAUACACAGGUCACAACAAUUAUGGCGAAAUGCACAGGGUGAUAGUCCAUUGCGCGCCCCAGGUCAAGCUACAACAUCUGAACAACGACUUGAGCGAAAUCCAGAAUUCCAAAAAAUGUCAGAGACGUUCAAAGAACGUCACUUAAAACAGUCAGAAACUGAGGAAAACGAUUCUUACCAGUUGGGGGCCUCGCUGCAUCGCAGUAUAGAUCAAAUUCGGUCGCACACACAUUCACAUUCCCAAUCAACGCCACUGCUUGUCUUGAACAAAAAAGAAUUCCAAAAGAACCCUGGUGUCAGAAUAACGUGGAUAGGCCUCAUGAUCAACGUUGGAAUGGCUGCAGGUAAAUUUGUAGGUGGCAUAGUCUUCCAUUCCCAAGCACUGAUAGCGGACGCAGUUCAUGCGGUCUCAGAUUUAGUCUCAGAUUUUCUAACCUUGUUUGCAAUAAAGUUAUCUUCCAAAACCCCUACCCAACACUAUCCAUUUGGAUUUGGUAAAGUGCAAACACUUGGUUCGUUGGCAGUGUCAGCGAUACUGGCUACUGCUGGGCUGACCAUUGGAUGGAGUUCCCUAUGCGCGAUUGUGGGGCCAUGGCUCCCUCAGGCCAUGAUGAAUAUUCUGUCCCACUCCCAUUCUCACUCCCAUGGUGUUGCCGAGGAUGUCACUGACGUUAAUGCAGCAUGGAUUGCCGCGGGAUCGAUUGUGGUGAAAGAAUGGAUCUUUAGGGCGACCAAAAAAGUCGCCAAGGAGACCAAUUCCAAUGUGCUCUUGGCCAAUGCCUGGCACCAUAGGGUGGACUCUCUAACCUCGCUGGUAGCCUUCAUUACAAUUUCUUCUGGAUAUUUUUUCAACAUCCAAUCUUUAGAUGCUGUAGGUGGACUGGUCGUGUCAGGCCUUGUUGUAAAGGCAGGUGCAGAUGGCUUAUUCGAAGCGAUGAAAGAACUGAUUGAUAAGGCGGUUUCGAAAGACGACACGCGUUAUAUUGAGGUAGAGAGAAAUUGUUUGGAAAUCUUGAGCAAGAUGGUAUCAAACAACAAUUCUGGCAGGCCUUAUCAUUUGAAUAACUUGAUUGUAAUGGCUUCGGGCCCCAAUGUACAUGCCAAAAUGGUACUCGAAGUUCCUAGACAGAGGUGGGAGAAUGUCUUGACCACCAAAGAGUUUGAAAAUGUCACAGAGCAUGUUCGCAGUUCCUUGAGGGCUAACAUUCCCAGUCUUCUGGAAGUGGAUGCCGAAUAUAUCGAAGAACGCCCUGCCACUAGUCCGGAGCAAUCAAAAGAAUUCGCAUCACAAGAACAAAUGGAUGCCCCGCCGCUUCCAAAGACAGAAACCAGUAAAAACAUGAACGCAUCGGCCGGCCGACACACGCAUUCGCACUUUGGUAGCUUGCUUGAUGACCAUCAUACCCAUAAGCACUAA